UGAAUAAACUUUAUAAGAAUCAUAUAAAUUACUUUGCUUCUUACCAAAACAAUUUCACCAGAGAAAUUAAAUUUGUUAUAAUUAAGCAACGUACCCAAAAAUGUUAGCAAUGUCUCCUUUAUGCCCUACUUUAGGAUGGGAGUAUCCCUUAGAAUUAAGGACAGACCAAGCCUUUGAUAACUUUGAUUUCGAUUCUGUUUUUCUUACUAAUAAUCUUUCAUCCUCGUCUCAAGUUGAAGAUUAUAGAGGUAAUCAAGAGUCUAGUGAUCAUGGGAAUAAGCGAAGUGAAUCGCCACAAGGUACAAGUUCAACAGAUAAGCCAUUGUUAUCUAAGAAGCUUAAUCAUAAUGCAAAUGAGAGAGAUAGAAGAAAGAAGAUCAAUGACAUGUAUUCCUCUCUACGUGCCUUGCUUCCUGCAACUGAUCAAAGGAAAAAGCUAAGUAUUCCAGCGACAAUUGGACAGGUGCUUGAAUAUAUACCUCAAAUACAAAAUCAGGUAGAAAAUCUAGCUCAUAAAAUGGAACAACUUCUAUCAAAAACUUCAAUAUUACAAGGAAGUUCAGGGGAACUCAAUCAAGAGAAAACCUCAAGGAGGUGCAUAACUAAUGAGACAACGACGUCGUGUUCGGUUUCUGCAAAUAAAUUGGGUGACAAGGAAAUGGUAAUCCAAAUAUCAACAUUUGAGAGAAUAUCAAUAUCUGAGGUGCUUUUGCUACUUGAGGAGAAUGGUUAUCUUGUCAUUGAUGUUUCUUCUUUCCAAUCCUUUGGAGGAACAACUUUCUACAAUAUACAUUUGUGGAUUGAAGGAAGCUGUAACGUGAACCUCGCAAAGUUGAAGGAAGUAGUAGUGUCCCUGCUUCUGAAGCAACAAAUGGAGAUGCGGAUGCGAGUACACUCCUAGAGUCCUAGUGUAGGAGAAACAACGCAAACAGCGAUUUGGUCUUUUUAUUCAAAUUUCAUGAAUAUGCAUGUACGUACAAUUAUCCAUAGAAUAUAUAGUAAGCAUAUUUUAUGUAAUGUAGAUGGAUAAUUGGACACCUAAUUUCUCUAAUUUAUAAUCUAUAUAAUAGAGAUCCAUAUAGCGCUUUGAUAACAAA
Spinacia oleracea (spinach) is the source of this 1097-nucleotide messenger RNA. RefSeq names its product transcription factor bHLH101-like. The transcript is spliced from 3 exons. The record is from RefSeq and is a predicted model, not a curated record. The coding region runs from base 101 to 901 and encodes 266 amino acids. Gene Ontology annotation, molecular function: RNA polymerase II transcription regulatory region sequence-specific DNA binding; DNA-binding transcription factor activity, RNA polymerase II-specific; protein dimerization activity. Lineage: Eukaryota; Viridiplantae; Streptophyta; Magnoliopsida; Caryophyllales; Amaranthaceae. Gene Ontology annotation, biological process: regulation of transcription by RNA polymerase II. Gene Ontology annotation, cellular component: RNA polymerase II transcription regulator complex.